Molecule: messenger RNA, 1884 nt
Organism: Rasamsonia emersonii CBS 393.64
Lineage: Eukaryota; Fungi; Ascomycota; Eurotiomycetes; Eurotiales; Trichocomaceae
Product: YdiU domain protein
Exons: 5
Coding region: 1-1884 (627 amino acids)
Source: RefSeq, a predicted model, not a curated record
AUGGCAUCACAACUAUCCGAUGAGGCUAGCAGCCAGACAGCUGGGGUCUCGUUAGCAGAACUACCAAAGUCGAAUGUCUUUACCUCUAAGCUUCCUCCAGACCCGGCCUUUGAAACGCCCGAGUCGUCCCAUAAUGCACCUCGAGAGACCUUGGGUCCACGCCUCGUAAAAGGGGCCAUGUACACGUUUGUUCGGCCAGAAAGGGCAGAAGAACCGGAGCUACUUGGUGUGAGCCCAAAGGCAAUGGAAGAUAUAGGCCUGAGGCCUGGAGAGGAGCAGACGCCGGACUUUAAGGCGCUAGUCGCCGGAAAUAAGAUAUUCUGGAGUGAGGAAGACGGAGGAGUUUAUCCUUGGGCACAAUGCUAUGGAGUGGUUCCUGGGCAGGCCAACUUGGAGACGGGGCCCGUUCUGACAGUGCCACAGCGUGCUAUUAGCCUGUUUGAAGCCAUCAACCCUAGGACUAAAGUCCGCUACGAACUACAACUGAAAGGUGCGGGGAGGACACCAUACUCGCGAUUUGCAGAUGGGAAGGCUGUUCUUCGAUCAAGCAUUCGUGAAUACAUAGUCUCUGAAGCUCUCCAUGCUCUUGGUGUGCCGACCACCCGGGCUCUUUCUCUUACUUUGCUCCCUAAGUCCAAAGUUCUGAGAGAGAGGAUCGAACCGGGUGCUAUCGUAGCAAGAUUUGCCGAGAGCUGGCUCAGGAUUGGUUCUUUUGAUAUACUGCAUGCACGCAAUGAUCGAGACCUGAUUCGGAAGCUCGCGACUUUUAUAGCUGAAGAUGUCUUCCCGGGGUGGGAGUCCCUUCCAGGAUGGGUGCCUUUGACGAAAGAGGGUGCUUCUGCAGAUGAAGUAGUUAACCCAGUCAGAGGUGUUCCACCAGAAGAAAUUCAGGGGAAAGAAGGAGCAGAGGAAAAUCGAUUUUCAAGAUUAUAUCGCGAGAUUGUCCGAAGGAACGCUAAGACUGUAGCUGCGUGGCAAGCGUAUGGCUUCAUGAAUGGGGUUCUGAACACGGACAAUACGUCAAUAUAUGGGUUGUCACUUGAUUACGGCCCAUUUGCAUUCAUGGACAACUUUGACCCUCGUUAUACGCCGAACCAUGAUGAUCACCUGCUCAGGUAUUCAUACAAGAAUCAGCCUUCUAUCAUUUGGUGGAAUCUUGUGAGGCUUGGAGAAGCCUUGGGCGAGCUCAUUGGCGCCGGUGACAAGGUAGACGACGAAACAUUUAUUGCCAAGGGCGUGACCGAAGAUUAUGGCCCGAUUCUUAUCAAACGUGCUGAAACGAUAAUUGAAAGAACUGGAGAAGAGUACAAGACGGUAUUUCUGAACGAAUACAAGAGACUAAUGAGCCUACGGUUGGGCCUGCAGACACAGAAGGACUCCGACCUUGAGAAACUUUUCUCUGAGUUACUUGACACUCUGGAGAAGUUAGAGCUUGAUUUUAAUCACUUUUUCAGAAGGCUUUCAGAGGUAGCGUUGAACGAUAUCGAGACUGAAGAACAAAGGAAGAAUGUUGCCCCCAUUUUCUUCCACAGUGAGGGAGUUGGUGGGAUUGGGAAUACAGAAGACUCUGCCAAGGAACGCAUUGGCAAAUGGCUAGAAAGCUGGAGAAAUCGCGUCCUUGAAGACUGGGGUCCGGGCAAGGAUACGGAGAGACAGGAAGCGAUGAAAAGAGUUAAUCCGAAGUUUCUGCCACGGUCUUGGAUUCUGGACGAGGUUAUCGAGCGAGUUGAACGCAAAGGAGACCGAGAGAUCCUUGGUCGGGUUAUGCACAUGGCCCUUAACCCAUUUCAGGACAAAUGGGACUUGAACAGAGAAGAAGAGGAACGAUUCUGUGGGGAUGUCCCUCGAUUCAAGAGAGCAAUGAUGUGCACUUGCAGUUCUUAG